CAAUUUAGAGUACACAUAUUUGAUGUUCUUUACCCUAUUUUGGCCCUGAAUUUAGAUUACACUUUCGACGGCGGCGGCGAACCGGAAGGUGUCUUGGGCUUUUGCGAGAAAGAAAACGGGUAAUUUUGGACACAGCUGGUUUUCGACCCAAAAUCCCAUUGAACCAUAGCAAGUUCGCAGCUUCCAUUAUCUGAUUUUACGUUUCUCUCUGCUUAGUUCGUGGUCUGGCAAGCAAUUAUGCUUCUGUAAUCCGCGAUGGCUCUAAUACACAGUCGUUUAUGCCAAGCCACGAACUUCUUCGAUACAUUUCAAACUUCCUUCCCUGAAUUCCAUGGCUCUCGCGUUUUCCUCAAGUACGGUUCGUCGAUUGUCUUCAGAAACCGCUCUUUCUGCUCUCCGUUUUAUGCGUUUACGACGGAAAAAUGUUCCAAUCGAAUUCCGUAUGGGAGUUUAAGCACGCAAACACCCAUUUCCAGAUAUGAUUUGAGGAGGAAUUUCUGUCGUGCUAAUUGGAUAGAUAGGUGGAACGAAACCGCGAAACAAAAUCGUCCAAAACCACCUCGCGCCGUGUUGGACUAUCCCAGUAGCGAUGACAAUGAAGUUUCUAUUUCACGUUCAGAUUUUUCGAAGAGUUAUAGAGGUGUUAGUAGUAGGAUUGAUGAUGAUGGAAGAGGGGGAAGUACAAUGGAGAAGAUUGUGAGAAAAUUGAAGAAAUUUGGGUACAUGGACGAUGAGAAUAAAGAGAAGGGGCAAGAGAGAGCCGCCAUUGAAAAGGGGUCCGUGGAGGACAUAUUCUAUGUUGAGGAAGGAAUGUUGCCUAAUACUCGAGGUGGGUUUUCUAAGGAAUCUCCAUUGGGAGUUGAGGGCAUGUUUGGAAGUAAUGGAGAGGUUAGAUUUCCAUGGGAGAAGCCAAAAGAAAGGGAAUAUGCAGAUGGGGCUUCAACAAGGAGAAGGAACAUGGCAUCUUUGGCAGAAUUGACUCUUCCUGAGUCAGAAUUGAGAAGGCUGAGGAACUUGACAUUCAUUAAAAAGCACAAGAUGAAGAUAGGCGGUGGAGGAGUGACUCAGGCUGUUGUGGAUAUCAUUCAUGAAAAAUGGAAAUCUUCUGAGAUUGUGAGGCUUAAAAUUGAAGGUCCUCCUGCGCUUAACAUGAAAAGGAUGCACGAGAUAUUGGAGAGAAAAACUGGUGGACUGGUUAUUUGGAGGUCGGGAACUUCAUUGUCUCUAUAUAGAGGUGUAAGCUAUGAGCUUCCUGAAGCACCACAAUUUAACAAAUGGGUUUACAAGAGAAAUGAGAUAACUCCUGUUCCUGAAACGGAUGUCAGUACAAUAGUUCCUUCCGAAUCUUCUUCUGAUAGUAAUGUACACGAGCCACGAGAAAAAAGAGCAGAAACUUCGACAGAGGGUGAACAGUGCAGCGAACAAUUGACAGAAGUACAAGUGAAUUAUGAGGAUGAAGUAGACAAAUUACUGGAUGGUUUGGGUCCAAGAUACACAGACUGGCCAGGAUUGGAUCCUUUACCGGUCGAUGCAGAUAUGCUCCCGGGAGUAGUUCCUGAUUACAAACCUCCAUUUAGAAUUCUUCCCUAUGGAGUGAGAUCUUCUCUUGGAGUGAAGGAGGCUACAGCCUUGAGAAGACUUGCCAGAAGACUUCCUCCUCAUUUUGCACUAGGCCGAAACAGGCAGCUUCAAGGUUUAGCCAUCGCAAUGGCUAAAUUGUGGGAACGAAGUUCAAUUGCGAAAAUUGCACUGAAACGAGGUGUGCAGCUAACUACUAGUGAGAGAAUGGCUGAAGAGAUCAAGAAAUUGACAGGGGGCAUGCUUCUGUCAAGAAACAAAGACUUUCUGGUAUUCUAUAGGGGAAAGAAUUUCUUGUCACCUGAGGUCACUGAAGCUUUGUUAGAAAGGGAGAGGUUGGCGAAGUCUCUACAAGAUGAAGAAGAACAGGCAAGGUUGAAAGCAUCAGCCCUUGUGGUUCCUGGCCUUGAGAAAACAGAGCAAUCUGGCACUGCUGGUUCUCUAGAGGAAACACUAGAUGCUGAUGCUAAAUGGGGAAAGAAUCUGGACGACCAGCACAAGGAAAAAGUAAUGCGGGACGCCGAACGAUUGAGACAUGCCGAACUUGUUAGGAAGCUGGAACGGAAGCUUGCUAUUGCUGAAAGAAAGUUGGUGAAAGCUGAACGAGCGUUAUCUAAGGUAGAAGCGUUUAUGACACCAGCUCAGCGGCAGGCAGAACCUGAUAGCAUAACUGAGGAGGAAAGGUUUAUGUUUCGUAAGCUUGGUCUACGAAUGAAAGCUUUCUUGCUUCUAGGUCGGCGUGAAGUUUUCGAUGGUACGGUGGAAAACAUGCACUUGCAUUGGAAGUAUCGUGAAUUGGUGAAGAUCAUGAUAAAAGCUAAUUCUUUUGACCAUGUCAAAAAGAUAGCUUUGCAACUCGAAGCUGAGAGUGGGGGUGUCCUAGUUUCUAUUGACAAAGUCUCCAAAUCGUAUGCGAUAAUCGUUUAUCGAGGGAGGGAUUAUCAACGACCUUCUUUGCUGAGACCCAAGAAUCUUUUGACAAAGAGGAAGGCUCUAGCACGGUCGAUCGAGCUUCAAAGGCACAAGGCUUUGCUGAGACAUAUAUCAGCACUGCAGAGUAGCGUGGACAAACUAAGAUCCGAAAUCGAACAAAUGGAGACGGUGAAAGACGGAGGGGAUGAAGUAUUAUACAAUACACUGGAUUCUGCUUAUCCUACUGACAAUGAUACGGAGGAAGAAGACUUCGAUACAUAUAUGGAGGCAUAUGGCUCGGAUAGUGAUGCUGAAGAUCAAGAGAAUAUCAUGGCUGCUGACGAUUACAUGGAAGGGGAUUUUCCACAUGGAAUCCAGGUACAAGAAUCUGAGCUUGAAUAUGAGAGAGGUGGCUGAAUCACGUAUUUUAUAUCGAACGAUCUAUGAUUGACCCAAUAUGAAUGAAAACGAUCAUGUAUUUGAUAGAUCAAGCUAGGUUGAUCGAGUAGGUGUAAGAGUAAAUCAAACUAGAUGUUGGUUAAAAUAUUAUA
Cucurbita maxima (winter squash) is the source of this 3041-nucleotide messenger RNA. RefSeq names its product CRM-domain containing factor CFM3A, chloroplastic/mitochondrial-like. Lineage: Eukaryota; Viridiplantae; Streptophyta; Magnoliopsida; Cucurbitales; Cucurbitaceae. Gene Ontology annotation, molecular function: mRNA binding. The record is from RefSeq and is a predicted model, not a curated record. The transcript has 9 exons. Gene Ontology annotation, biological process: RNA splicing, via transesterification reactions. Bases 256 to 2907 code for a protein of 883 amino acids.